CACACACACACACACACACUUCAAGACUGUCCAGAUAGACUUGAUUCUGUCCUGGCCCCAUCAUUAACUCCUGUAUCUUUCCUCACAACAUCUCCUGAGACUUCAUUCUAACUCCGCAGUCAUGGGGAAAGGCUUUUAUAUCAGUAAGCCCACAGGGUUUGUGCUACUCGGGUUGGGGGCCGGGGCCGUUCUCACCAUCCUUACUUUAUCAGUGGUCUACUCUCAGGAGAAACGCAAAAACGAGGCGAAUAGCAUCGACGAGACUCGUAUGGUGAUGACCACAGCAGCCUACAGCACCUCAGCACCAUCAAACGAACCCUGGGACAAGUACAGACUGCCUGACACACUUCGUCCUGAGUACUACAACGUGACGCUCUGGCCUCGGUUGGUGGCGGACAAGCAGGGCAUGUACAUUUUCACUGGGGAAUCUGGAGUGGCAUUCAAGUGCGUGAAGGAGACCAACCUGAUCAUUAUUCAUUCCAAUAAACUGAACUUCACCUUGACGUCGGAGAUGCAGCAUGCGAAACUGACGGGUUUGAAAGGGACACACGCUCCGGCCGUGCUGAAAACCUGGUUUCAAACACAAACACAGUUUAUGGUGAUUCAACUGAAAGAAAAUCUACAAGUUGGAAAAUCCUACUGGCUCUACACAGAAUUCCGUGGAGAGCUGUCAGAUGACCUAGGAGGAUUUUACAGGAGCGAAUACGUGGAAAAUGGCGUGAAAAAAGUUGUUGCCACAACACAAAUGCAGCCCACUGCCGCCCGGAACGCUUUCCCCUGCUUUGAUGAGCCGUCAAUGAAGGCCAUUUUCCAUUUGACUCUCCUACACCCUCCUGGAACUGUGGCCCUUGCUAACGGCAUGGAGCUGGGUACUGAAAGCAUGACCAUAAAUAAUCAAGAGGUUUUACGGACCAGAUUUGAGCCAACUGAAAAAAUGUCAACAUAUCUGUUGGCCUUCGUCGUCAGCGAAUUCAUCAACAUACGAUCCCCACCAGAGGCGAAUGUUUUGAUCAGAAUCUGGGGACGUAGAGAAGCCAUUGCGAAUGGACAGGGAGAUUACGCCCUUAAUAUGACAUUCCCUAUUUUGAAGUAUUUCGAAAAGUAUUACAACACCAAAUACCCCCUAUCCAAAUCAGACCAAAUCGCACUGCCUGAUUUCGCUGCUGGAGCAAUGGAAAACUGGGGUCUGGUCACAUACCGAGAAACAUCUCUUUUCUACGACCCAAAAGUGUCCUCUAAUGAAGAUAGAGAAUGGGUGGUCACUGUAAUCACACAUGAACUUGCACACAUGUGGUUUGGGAACCUCGUGACCAUGAAAUGGUGGAACGACCUGUGGCUCAACGAAGGCUUUGCGAGUUAUGUGUCAUAUCUUGGAGCUGAUUAUGCUGAGCCCACCUGGAAUAUUAAAGAUCUGAUGGUGCUGCAGCAGGUUCAGAGGGCAUUUGCAGUCGACGCUCUUGUUUCCUCACACCCGCUGUCUUCACGAGAGGAUGAAGUCAUUACACCGGAUCAAAUCGAUGAGCUGUUUGAUACCAUCACCUAUAGCAAGGGGGCUGCAAUACUGAGAAUGCUGUCUGAGUUUCUCUCGGAGUCUGUCUUUGCUAAAGGACUUCAUAACUACUUGCAUGAGUAUGCAUACAGCAACACUGUACACACAGAUCUUUGGAAAGAACUGCAGGAAGUUGUAGAUGCAGAUUCAAGCAUCCAGCUCCCAGCCUCAAUAAAUGAAAUUAUGAAUCGCUGGAUUCUUCAGAUGGGUUUCCCUGUAGUUACUAUUGACACUCAAACAGGAAGUAUCUCUCAGCAACACUUCCUGAUAGACCCAGAGGCAGUAGUAGACAAGCCGUCUGACUACAAUUACGAAUGGUUUGUGCCAAUCACGUGGAUGAAGAAUGGCAAUAACAUGGGCCAGCACUGGCUGCUUACUAAAACUGCUUCAUAUGAGUCUAUGAAGACAGAUACUGACUGGAUAUUGGCCAACCUAAAUGUCACGGGAUACUACAGGGUUAAUUAUGAUUCCCACAACUGGGAACGUCUUCUUACACAACUGACUUCAGAUCAUAAAGUUAUUUCAGUUCUUAACAGGGCCCAGAUCAUUGAUGAUGCAUUUAAUUUGGCAAGGGCAGAGAUAAUCAACAUAACCCUGGCUUUGAGAACAACCCAGUAUCUCUCAGAGGAGAAAGAGUACAUACCGUGGGAAUCUGCCAUAAGAAAUCUGGAGUACUUUUUCCUCAUGUUUGACCGAUCAGAAGUUUUUGGACCUUUGCAGACUUACCUGCGGGGAAAGGCGCAACCUCUUUUUGACCACUUCAAAGUUAUCACAUCAAACUGGACUCAGAAACCCCCAAGAUACAUGGACCAAUCCAACCAACAGAAUGUUAUUUCAAUGGCCUGCAAAACUGGAGUGAAAGGAUGUUCAGAGCUCACUAGGAUGUGGUACAGACAAUGGAUGAAGAAGCCUGACAGUAACCCAAUUCCCCCACAUCUGAAGCCCAUUGUGUACUGUAAUGCCAUUGCCACCGGUGGUGUUGAGGAGUGGGAUUUUGGAUGGGAGAUGUUCAAGAAAAGUACUAUUGGUGGAGAGGCAGAUAAAUUAUUAUUUGGUCUAUCAUGCACUAAAGUGCCCUGGCUGUUAAACAGGUACCUGGAAUAUACAAUGAAUCCGAACCAGAUCAGGAAGCAGGACGUUAUCUUCGUCAUUGUGUAUGUUGCGGGCAACGAAAUAGGCCAACCGUUGGCUUGGGACUUUACCAGAGCCAACUGGGAAUCUAUAAUUAAAGAUUAUGAAGGUGGAUCCUUUUUUGGAAGUUUGAUUCUGGGCGUCAUAAAAAAGUUUUCUACAAAAUUUGAACUUCAACAGUUACAACGAUUCAAAGAGGACAUUGCAGCGAGUGGUUUUAGUUUUGGCACACAUGCAAUAGAACAGGCCAUUGAGCGGACGAAAGCCAACAUUAAAUGGGUGUCUGAAAACAAAGCACAAGUAAUGAAUUGGCUGAUGGAACAGUCGGUGUCAUUGUGAAUGUUCUAUAUUUUUGUACAUUAUAUUUUCAUAUUUACAUGACUAUUUUUAGUAAACAUUUAUAUUUUGAAAACACAUAGCUUUUCUAAUCAAGUCUGAUUAUCUGAUGUUCUGUGCCUUUGAUUAAUAUAUUAGAUAAUUAAAAUAUUUUGUGGUAUAUUAUUAUAUUAGUCAUUUAUAAUCCUGAAAAAAUGUAUAUAUUUGUAUGCAUUUAAAUAUUUUGCAAUAAACAUGCUCUAAAGCUCUAGUUUUA
This is a messenger RNA of Megalobrama amblycephala (Wuchang bream), 3272 nucleotides long. RefSeq names its product alanyl (membrane) aminopeptidase-like a (gene anpepla). Gene Ontology annotation, molecular function: peptide binding; zinc ion binding; metalloaminopeptidase activity. Gene Ontology annotation, cellular component: cytoplasm. Gene Ontology annotation, biological process: peptide catabolic process; proteolysis. The transcript is spliced from 19 exons. The coding region runs from base 122 to 3019 and encodes 965 amino acids. The record is from RefSeq and is a predicted model, not a curated record. Lineage: Eukaryota; Metazoa; Chordata; Actinopteri; Cypriniformes; Xenocyprididae.